Molecule: messenger RNA, 1038 nt
Organism: Effrenium voratum
Lineage: Eukaryota; Dinophyceae; Suessiales; Symbiodiniaceae
Source: the annotation of a GenBank genome assembly
AUGUUUGAGGAACCUGACAUGCUGGCAAAACGCCAAUGCAUCAGGAAUCCUGAGUAUCAGGCCGCCUUUCAGAUAUUUGACCGUGACCACAGCGGCACCAUCGAUUUACAGGAGCUGAACAAUGCGGUGCAAGCCGUGAAGAGGAGCGUUGAAUCUGGCACCCAGCAGUCUAUGUUUGAAAGACCCUUUCACGCAAAAACAAUACUAUGGCUGGCCGGCAAGUAUGCCCGUCAAGGCGGCGGGCAAAUCCGAUUGCAAGAGUUUUGCGAGAUGUUGCAGUACCUCGAGAGUGUCAAGAACAUCUUUACACAGAUUGAUACAGACAGGACUGGGGACAUCUCGGUGUCGGAGCUCAGCCGCGCCCUGAAGCUCUCUGGCUUCAACGUCACCGGACUGCCAGAUGGUGGUGGAGACGCACUCAGCCUUGCAGUAGCAGAAAGGAUCGGCCGGGCAUAUGACGCUGAUGGCAACGGUGUCUUGACCUUUGAUGAGUUUGUACAACUCCGAUUGGAAUGGGAUUCCUAUUUGGAUAGCUGGGCUGCACAUGUGCCGGCGGGUGCCAAUGCAAUCGCCCCACAGCAGCUGUUGACAAUUCUUGAGGCGAUCAAGCAGUCACUGGAGCCUCUGCACGACCUGGCUAUGAACCCACUCUGUGCAGGCCUUUCUGGCUUCAACGCGGGGCACUUCUUGGCGCCCAUGUUCUACAACUCCAUGUUCAAGGUGCCCCGGCCCUUCCUGCAUACCACCGCUGAGCUGCUGAUCCGGAAGUUCUCCGGAGGGGCCGUUUUGCUCACGUUUGAGCAGUUCUGCAUCCUCAUGGAGUUCUUGAAGGAGCAGAAGACAAAAUUUAGCGCCGUGGACCAGGAUAGAUCAGGUUCCAUCAGCCUGGAAGAGCUGGGGGUGGCGUUUGCUCAGAGCGGCCUACCACUGCCGAUUGAGCAGCUGCUCGUGGUGGCUCGACGGUAUGACCAGGAUCGGAGCGGCACUCUCGAAUUUGAUGAGUUUGUGCAGAUGAUGGCCGAAAUCACGAACAUCUGA